Haliotis rubra (blacklip abalone) is the source of this 4168-nucleotide messenger RNA. Its product is annotated as hyphally regulated cell wall protein 3-like. The record is from RefSeq and is a predicted model, not a curated record. The transcript is spliced from 2 exons. NCBI's taxonomy places the organism in Eukaryota, Metazoa, Mollusca, Gastropoda, Lepetellida, Haliotidae. Bases 289 to 4110 code for a protein of 1273 amino acids.
AGAAACACUACUCAGUUUGUGGGUGUGGACAGAUAAACUCGGUUUAUGGUGUAUGUAUAACAUCAUCACUUGGAACAUUCUUCAUCUUCAAGCACAAGCACUGCCGCUGACCGGUUUCAAGAAAGAAGGCAAAGGAUCAAAUAAACCUGACAUGGAGUUCGCAUGAGAAGACUCGGAAAAAUGCCUUGAGCUUUACAGGAGAAGGUCUUCGGAGUGAUUCUGCUGGAUGUGAUAGAAGUUUAUAGUUAUACUGGAUCUUGAUUUAUUUGCGGGAUAAGUCAUUCAAACAUGGUCUAUCGCCUUUAUUCAAAGGUUGUUAUAUUGAUUUGUGCAGUGGAUAUUUUCCUCGCGGCACCACCUGCAACAAGAAUUGAUUCAAUAUGGCCGGACAACGAACCGAGUCCUCCUGUAGUUGAUACCAACGGAGGUUGUUCCGACCGGGGAUUAAGUGAUGCCUGCAGCCUUUUCAGUAAUGUGUGCAAUACAGGGACAUGUAAGUCUAAAGGCUGUACUUAUAUCUGCAUUUGCCCUGAUGGUUAUGGAGGUAGUUUUUGUGAAACACUUGUACCGUCCCAACAAUCGAAUGGCAACGGAAAUGGCCACGGUAAUGGAAACGGAAAUGGCAAUGGAAAUGGAAACGGAAACGGAAAUGGAAAAAUCAUUGAUGCCAUUGAUUCUCUGGACUUCUUGGAUCUUGCUCUGUUUUCCUUUACAUCAAAAGCAACAAGUGCGAGAACAUCCACCCAGACUCCUACAACACCAACAACUACUACAGCCACUACAACUUCAACAACAAUAAAAAUGGCUUCGACAACCACAACUACUUCAUUCUCUAUGGAUGCAAAAACAAGCAUGACAACACCACAUUCAUUGGGAUCCACGGAAGCAGACGCUACAGCUACGAUAGGAAUUGUAUCGUCAAAGGACUACAAUAGUGCAACGCCAAGAUUUGGCACAAGCACACGUCUUGCAAAGUCUACAACAACCGAACCCCCAACAUCAGAGAUGUCCAUAUCAUCCACAACAACAAAAGACAUAGCCACGUCACGGCGUGACAGUUCUACUCUAGAUGCCAUAACAAUGUCAGUCUCUAACAAAGAAUCCACAAUAGGUUCACGGGCUGCACUUGUGGGUCACAUAAAACCAACGUACAAGGCGGUAACUCAAAUUAGUGCGCAACGUGAAUCUACAACAACUGAAAGGCCUACAGUCAAGGAGUUCCAUAGUGUUAUUUCGUCCACACAACCAGCUCAAAGAGACUCUGCAGCUACAGAAACACAUACCGUGUCUCCUGAAAACCGCCUUGCUGAAGCAUCUUCUACAAAUGUGUUCAGUGAUGCAUCAUCUGUCCCUACCACCACCGAAACAGCAUCUUAUAACAAAGCUAAUAGUUCAACAACUAUUACGACGCCUGUUCCGAAAGUAUCAGCAACACCAUCUAUUUCACCAUCGUCGUCUCCGGAACCUUCAGUAUCAACUGCAAACACGUCAGGCAUAACAUUAAAUGAACCGACGACAAACGAUACAAAGUCUACUGUCACAGAUAAUUCAGCAACAACAACUGCCUCCACUAAGAUAUCUACACAAUCAACUCAAACAAUAAGAAAUUAUGUGUCCACCAGUUUAAAACCCGGCUCUGUAACUUCACAAAUGUCAACGGAGUCCUCAUCCAGUGUUGGAACUGAAACAAGCACUACAUCGUUAGUGUCAUCAGCAGUGUCAGCGACUAUUAUGAUAUCAUCGGGACAAACACCUCAAUCUAAUACGACUGAAACAUCAACAUCUGCAGAUGUAAAGACAGUGGUUACAAAUCAGGAGACACAAACCAAACCAAAGACAACAACAGCCGCAACUGCAACGCCAACAACUGCAACACCAACGCCUGCAACUACAAAAACACACAGAGUUUCAUUUGCAGCUGAGACAACGACCAGCAGUCCUAAAACAGCAAUAAAAUCAAGAGGAACAACAGAUUCAAGAGCAGGUCCAACAGAGAUGAUAGCAUCAAAGAUGAAAACAAUGGAGUAUGAAGCACCAUCAACUUCUACGUUAGGUAUUGUGACUUCACAACAACCUGAUGGUACAACUCAAGAAGUCCCGCGGUCAACUGCUAGUUUUACCACCUCUUCAGGUCCUUUUGUUUCAGCUGCACUUUCAACCGCUACUUCUGCAGUAACCGUCAGCCCCAAAACUGAACCAACCACGUCUCCAAAAUCAACCAUAAUUACUACUGCUAAACCAACAGAUGCAAGUACGUCUAAUCCACCGACCUCCACAACCAAAGCAGCCGUUAAGCGUAAGACAACACAGCCAUCCCCUGUAACAACUACCCCAGGCACAUAUCACCAACGUGCAACAGAGAUAUCGCCAUCUGCACUUGGCAGUGUGCUUGGAUUUCAACAUGCGAUAAAUAACUGGAGUAACAGAUUUUUAUCCACUCUUCCGGAACUUGUACCAACAGCAAUGGCAGGAAGACUAACUGCUCCAAUGGGUCUCAGUAGUACAUUCUAUAACGGACAAAUGAAUAGUAGUAAACCCAGUGUCCAUUCACCAAACGGUGAUAAUGGCUUUUCUAAUGGUGACAAUGGACAUUCUUCCAGUGUUGACAAUGGACAUUCUUCAAGUGGUGGCAAUGGUCGAUCUUCCAAUGGUGACAACGGCCAUUCUGUAAAAGGUGACAAUGGGCAUUCUUUGAAUGGUGACAAUGGGCAUUCUUUGAAUGGUGACAAUGGGCAUUCUUUAAAUGGUGAAAAUGGGCAUUCUUUGAAUGGUGACAAUGGGCAUUCUUUAAAUGCUGACAAUGGGCAUUCUUUAAAUGCUGACAAUGGAAACUCAAAAGGCGUUCAAAAUGGACAAACACCAGUACCCUUCCUAAACAAUGCUAACAAUGUAACAGACAAAAUGAUCGCUAAAGGAGAAAAGGGAAACAAUGUGCCAAGUGUCUCAAAUGGCACUAAUACGAGUAAUGGCAGCACUGACAAUGGACAUGAUACAAAUGGUAACGGCAAAAAAAUAGUGCAAGGUACUACAAAUAUUGCAAAUGAUAAUGGUCAGAGUAACAUUGGUAAUGGCACAGAAGGCGGUAUUAAUGGUCAAGCAAUAGGACAUAUUGGUAGCAAUGGUAAGGGUAUUGGUCAAACCCCUAAUGGAAAUAACGGCAAUAAUGGCGAAAACGGUAAUGGAAACAAAAGGAAAGUAACAUCAUCUCCAUUUGAUCAAGUGUUUGGACAACUAAUCGAUACCAUGGAAGCGUCUUCAAAUUUUCAACUACCUGUGAUGACUAGUGGAGGGAUUCCUGCACAUUUGCAGAGUCAGCCUGUUCCUGUUCCAAGCUUAUCUGCGUUUACUCAACCAUUGUUGAAUGUUGGUCCAUCUCAAAACUUAGGUAUUGUUGCUGCCUCUGUUGGCAAUACUGGAACUCCAAGAAAGGGGGGUGCGUCUGUGACGAAACAAGAUGCUGACUCUAGCGAGGGAACGACACCACCUCUUGGCGCUAUUACAAGAGUAGACCCCCUUGCUGGUAUCUUCCCUGACUGGCUUGGGUUGGAGACGCAAAGAGAUAUACGGGAUCUAAUGCAACAGUCAAAGUCAGUAACCAGAGAGCUACAGGAUAUUGUAUCUCUGAAGAAAGCUUCAGAGCCAAAGGCAUCAGGCAAGGAUGGAAAGGAUCAAAACAAAGACAGCAAAACAAAGAACAGCUCAUCGGAGCAAGAAAGCAAAAACAAGACAUCUGAAAACUCGGAUGACAAGAAUCCCGAAUCGUCAGGUGGAAGUUCAAGGAAGGAAUGGUCAGUUCAGAAUGGAAGGGACAGUUCAAAGAAGUCUGAGGCGCUUUCUGAGGACGCUAUGAAGAGGAGGGCUGAGCAAGCGGCACAGUUGGAGAUACUGGGCCAUCAGCUACGAUCACUGAUAAGACAGGCAUCGUUCAUGCCACAACACCAGACGGGAAAUGAUGAAAAGGAUGUGCCAGAUUCCUCUAAAGGACAAAAAGGGGAGUCUAGUGUAAAUAAACAUUCAGACUCUGGCCAACAAAAGAAGGAAAAACAUAACGCCAGACCCGAGUUACAAGUAAGCAAAGACGAUCCUAUACAUGAUUCAGGAGGGUCUUGAAAAGUGACAAAAAUGACAAAAUAAUUGAAGCAUGCAGAUUAAACAUCUCGUUUUGUGA